UAGUGCUGCUAGUCGUCUCGGACAAUGAGCUACGACUACCAUCAGAGCUGGAGCCGCGACGGGGGCCCACGGGGCUCCGGACAGGGCUCCGGCGGUGGCGGCGGAGGGAGCCGGGGCUCCGGCGGCGGCGGAGGGGGCCGCGGCGGCCGGGGCCGGCAUCCCGGACACCUUAAGGGUCGCGAGAUCGGCCUGUGGUAUGCCAAGAAGCAGACGCAGAAGAACAAGGAGGCUGAGAGGCAGGAGAGAGCCGUGGUACACAUGGAUGAACGGCGAGAAGAGCAAAUUGUGCAGCUGCUAAAUUCAGUCCAAUCUAAGAGUGACAAAGAUGCAGAAGCACAGAUAUCCUGGUUUGCUCCUGAGGAUCAUGGGUAUGGAACUGAAGUUUCUUCAGAGAAAAAAAUAAGCUCAGAGAAGAAAAUUGACAACCAUGAAAAGAAUUGCACCCAAGAAAAAAAGACAUUUAGGACCACAGACAAGUCAUACAUUGACCGAGAUUCUGAGUAUUUAUUGCAAGAAAAUGAGCCAAACCUAGGCCUAGAUCAACAAUUAUUGGAAGAUUUACAAAAGAAAAAAACUGACCCUCGGUAUAUAGAGAUGCAGCGUUUCAGAAAAAAGCUGCCUUCAUAUGGAAUGCAGAAGGAGCUGGUAAAUUUAAUCAAUAACCAUCAAGUGACAGUAAUAAGUGGUGAAACUGGUUGUGGCAAAACCACUCAGGUUACCCAGUUCAUCUUGGAUAACUACAUCGAAAGAGGAAAAGGGUCUGCCUGCAGAAUAGUGUGUACUCAGCCAAGAAGAAUUAGUGCCAUUUCAGUUGCUGAGAGAGUGGCCGCAGAAAGGGCGGAGUCUUGUGGCAAUGGUAAUAGUACUGGAUACCAGAUUCGUCUCCAAAGUCGGUUGCCAAGGAAACAAGGUUCUAUCUUAUACUGCACAACAGGAAUCAUUCUUCAGUGGCUCCAGUCAGACUCACGUUUGUCUAGUGUUAGCCAUAUUGUACUUGAUGAAAUUCAUGAAAGAAAUCUACAAUCAGAUGUUUUAAUGACUGUUAUUAAAGAUCUUCUCCAUUUUCGAUCUGAUCUCAAAGUAAUAUUGAUGAGUGCAACCUUAAAUGCUGAGAAAUUUUCAGAAUAUUUUGGUAACUGUCCAAUGAUACAUAUACCCGGGUUUACUUUUCCAGUUGUAGAAUAUCUUUUGGAAGAUAUCAUUGAAAAAAUCAGAUAUGUUCCAGAACAAAAAGAACAUAGAUCCCAGUUCAAGAGGGGUUUCAUGCAGGGUCAUGUCAAUAGGCAGGAAAAAGAAGAAAAAGAGGCCAUCUAUAAGGAACGCUGGCCAGCUUAUAUAAAGGAACUGCGGACAAGAUACUCUGCAAGUACCGUAGAUGUUUUGCAAAUGAUGGAUGAUGAUAAAGUUGAUCUGAAUUUGAUUGCUGCCCUUAUUCGAUACAUUGUUUUGGAAGAAGAGGAUGGUGCAAUAUUGGUCUUUCUACCAGGCUGGGACAAUAUCAGUACUUUGCAUGAUCUCUUGAUGUCACAAGUGAUGUUUAAAUCAGAUAAGUUUCUUAUUAUACCUUUACAUUCACUGAUGCCUACUGUAAACCAGACACAGGUAUUUAAAAAAACUCCUCCCGGUGUUCGGAAAAUAGUAAUUGCUACCAACAUUGCAGAGACUAGCAUCACCAUAGAUGAUGUGGUUUAUGUAAUAGAUGGAGGGAAAAUUAAAGAAACACACUUUGACACACAGAACAACAUCAGUACCAUGUCUGCUGAGUGGGUUAGUAAAGCUAAUGCCAAACAGAGGAAAGGGAGAGCUGGAAGAGUUCAGCCUGGUCACUGUUAUCAUCUGUAUAAUGGUCUUAGAGAAAGCCUUCUAGAUGACUACCAACUACCAGAAAUUUUGAGAACUCCUUUGGAAGAACUUUGUUUGCAAAUAAAGGGCUGGGAAGAAGCCAAACGACGUGGCUUCAGAUAUGAAAAGGAUUACUGCUGGGAAUACUUUCUGUCUUCCAACACCCUACAGAUGCUGCAUAACAUGAAGGGACAGUUUGCUGAGCACCUUCUCGGAGCUGGAUUUGUAAGCAGUAGAAGUCCCAAAGAUCCAAAAGCUAAUAUCAAUUCAGAUAACGAGAAGAUAAUUAAAGCUGUCAUCUGUGCUGGUUUAUAUCCAAAAGUUGCUAAAAUCCGACUAAAUUUGGGUAAAAAAAGGAAAAUGGUGAAAGUUCACACAAAGUCUGAUGGUCUGGUUUCUAUUCAUCCUAAGUCUGUCAAUGUGGAGCAGACAGACUUCCACUAUAACUGGCUUAUCUAUCAUCUGAAGAUGAGAACAAGCAGUAUAUACUUGUAUGACUGUACAGAAGUUUCACCAUACUGCCUCUUGUUCUUUGGAGGAGAUAUUUCCAUCCAGAAAGAUAAGGAUCAGGAAAUUAUUGCUGUAGAUGAAUGGAUUGUGUUUCAGUCUCCAGAAAGAAUUGCCCAUCUUGUUAAGGGACUAAGAAAGGAACUGGAUAUCCUUCUACAAGAGAAGAUUGAAUGCCCUCAUCCUGUAGACUGGAACGACACUAAGUCCAGAGACUGUGCAGUACUGUCAGCUAUUCUAGACUUGAUCAAAACACAAGAAAAGGCUACUCCAAGGAACUUGCCACCACGGUCACAGGACGGAUAUUACAGCUGACAGCUUUCUGUGGUGGCCUAAAACCUAUCCUGAUGUCCAUAAUUCCCACUUUUUUAGAGUUUUGGCAAAAUGCCAAGCCCUGGGUUAUGACUUGCUUUUGUGUGUAAGUUAGAAACUUCCAUUGGGUAGUAAAGAGUUAACGUGCAUGACUAAACAGUGCCAUAUAGCUACUAUAAAGACAUUGGAAAAAGCAGUAUGCAUUCUGACCUUAUCCUCUGUUGUAGAUAUGUCCACACUUUGGGAGAAUUCCCAAAGUUGUAACAUUGAGAAAUUCCUUUAUGCUAUUAUGCAAAAUUAAUUUUCUGACCAUAAUGACUGACUAGAGACAGUAAAAAAUAGAAAGUUGGGUCAAAAAGCAGUGUGAAGUAAAAUUUGAAUACAACCACAUUUUUUAAAAAUGAACUUAUAAGUAAAUUUGUUGUAAUAAAGCCCAGUAUUUAAUAAAAUGUACAAUAUCUAAAUCUCAGCUAACUUCUUGGCUUGGUUUCUAGAGCUCUACCUAUCACUUGGCUCGUUUGAUUGCUUUUACUUGUUUGCUUUUGUUUUUAACUGUUUAAAAAGGUUCUUAGAUUACCUACCGUCCUGUCCUGCUCCGUGUAGCACAAUGUAGCAACUGAGCAUGUGUCUGGGUGUGAUGGUGGAAGUCCUGUCUCAGCCCCUUUUCCUUAUCUGAAAGACAGGGAAAGAUUGUGAGGAUUAAAUAUGGUGAUAUGUGUGAAGGGCCACAGCCUGGUGUCUGAUGCGUGUGGUCCUCACACCGUGCUUGUUACUAUUUGUCCAUGAAAUAUUUUUUAACCUUUAGUAAUCAAUUUUACCGUUUUAUUUUUUGGACUGAGGACCUUGGAGACGGUUGAGCCCAGGACCUCAUAUAUACUAGAUGAGUGCUGUAUUACUGAGCCACAUCCAUAGCCCUGUCAUACCCCAGUUUUAUGCCUCUUUAUGCUCUCAUGGAGUGUGACAAAACAAGGCUGUUUGCAGGCUUGUUAGAGCUGUUGGUUUUUCCUACUUUUGGACUCCCUUCUUGGUUUGCUGCUGUAGUCCCUACCUCUUGCUUAAAGAUGUUGUUUUGUCCUAUCCAAGAGUCAGUGAUUGUUCUGAGAUUAUCAAGUUUGGUCUAUUUCCCCAGUAAGUUGUGAGAUGACCAGGACAUAUCCAUAAUUCUGCCAUGGAUUUGCUGCUGAUGCUAGUUCAGGGGCUGUGGCCAUGUCUGAGUAUAUGUCACCUGGCAGUGUCUACAAAGAUUUGAAUGGACUGUGUCCUUAGUUUAUUCUUAUGGAUUGUCUCACCAAAAUUGUUUCUUCCUAAGCUCUUAGAUUUAGUCAUAGUGGUAUUGUCACAGUAUUAACAGCAUAUUAGUUUUGCCCCUAAAGUCAAGGUGUGUUUACAAGCGAGUAUUUAGUCUCCAUAGCAAAUGCAAAAAUGUUUCAGAAUUGUUUUUACAGAUGAGCAGUACACAAAAAUAAGUGGUGUCUUGCCAGCAUCUGCUGCUAUCUCUGACAUAGCUAAGCAGGGUAGAAGGUGGAUUACAGGUGCUCGGAAGGUUCAGCUUCUUGCUCACAGAUUAGGACUGUUAACUGAAAAAUGCACUCAAAGCCCCCAAAUGACUUGUUCUGUAGUGCUCUUAAAAAAUAGGUCAUCUAGAAGAAAAAGUUGUCUUAACAUCAUUGCACAGCACAAAGAACAAACUGGAAAAAACACUGUAACAGAAACUUAAGAGUAAAAAUGAAAUAUGCUGCUGCAUAAUGUUUUAAGAGCAUUAAGUACAUCCAUAUGGUACCUUCCUAAUUAAUUGACCUGGAAAAAAAACUGUAGUAAUUUUCAGUCAGUUAAUUGCAAAGUGUAUUUUGCUGCAUUUGUAAAACAAAGUCUACUUUAAAAUUAUUACUUCAGUAUCUGUGCAGUCAGACUAAGUAAAUGAUGGCAUAUCUCCUUCCAUUCUCAACACUGAGUUCAUAUUUAUUCUUAAGUAAUUAUUAUUAUGUUUUAUAUCUAUAUAUUUGUAAUAAUCCUAUAUGUUAAACAGCAUUUUUAUUCUGAUUUUUUUUUUUAAAAAAAAACAUCUUCACUGGAGAAUAUUCGAAAAUGUAUCCAGGAAAGUAAAUCAUGUUAUCAUUGUUAGUUUUUGAUAUUCUUCCAUAACUUUUUAAAGCUUUAAGGUAAUGUGUAUAGUUAACCAAUUUAAGAGUCUAAUUUGAGUGUAUUUUGUACAGUCUUGAUGUAGAGCAUUCCCAUCAACCUAAGAUGCUCUCUUGUUGCUUUCACAGGUAAAAUGCCCUUCCCUGCUGCUCCCCUCUGGUGCCCGGGGAGCAGGUUCUCGUCAGGAGUUUUGCCUUUUAUAGGUUUUCUGGGAAUGGAUUCACACAGUCCAUGUGUCCAGCCUCUUUCACUUAAUAUAAGUAUCGCGAUAACUCAUACAUACUGUACAUAUUAGUAAUUUUUAUUGUUUAGUACUCUCUUUUAUGGUUAUGACAUUGUAUCCAUUUACCACUUGGUGGACAUUUCUUGUAUUUUCAGCGUUUUUGCUGUUAAUGAAUAAAGCUGCUCUACAUAUGUA
Molecule: messenger RNA, 5218 nt
Organism: Grammomys surdaster
Lineage: Eukaryota; Metazoa; Chordata; Mammalia; Rodentia; Muridae
Gene: Dhx36
Product: DEAH-box helicase 36
Exons: 22
Coding region: 25-2664 (879 amino acids)
Cellular component (GO): intracellular anatomical structure; nucleus; cytoplasm
Molecular function (GO): DNA helicase activity; ATP binding; G-quadruplex RNA binding
Source: RefSeq, a predicted model, not a curated record